CGUGUUCCCUGCUGUGAAAUCGAAAGAGGAGACGCUAUAUCUAAAUAAGAUGUGGGCGCUGACUCUGUUGUACACACUUGUCCUGGGCACCUUGCUGCAUUCCGCCAUGUGUGGCGCCAAAACCAACUUUGGAGACCACCCCUCCGCUCAAGGGUUCCGCCAUAAACCGCUAUCUACGUCACAGUAUCUAGGACUACAGAACUUAUUUAGUACGUACAACAAACGGAUACCCUUCAACAUGGACAGUCGCGCUUUCGACAUAGGCCUAGACAUGGACCGUUACAACAAAUUCAUGGAUUGGAGAACUCUGUUCGGAAAAAGAAGUUUUGCUGGUGCGGAUAAAAAUGAAUUCCAGGACACGGAAAAUCCAUUUAAGGCCGAUUAUCAAAAUUGGCGUGAUGGUUUCGCGUCUGAGAAGAAGAAUACCAGGAAAUAAUCACGUGACCCGUUCUGUCUUAUUCACUCGUCAUCUGUCAGCUCCUGAUGGCUUUAUUGAAAUCUUUUCCUCUUUUCAAUUUUGUUUUACAUCAAAAACAUCAGCUCUUCUAAUGGUCUAUUUAAGUUCCUUUUAAUAAAAUCACAAUGAACGAGUUCCUUCCAAUAAAUCGUGACUUUAGAAACGUUUUUCGAAUGAUAUGUUGAUGGACCUUCACAUUUUCUGUAUAACGUUUAUGCGUAAUUAUGUCAUUAAAAUCUUGUCUUUAGAAAUUUAUUAGGAAUACAAUGUUAAAAUACCAUAAUAGACCUUUAUAGUUUUGGAAGUCGAUUUUUAUCUGUGAACAGGUCAUUAAAAAUUUAUUUUCUUUUUAAUACCGAUACGAGCGCUAUGUUUGUGAAUCAUUGAUGCUUGAAAUGGACGAUUUCCUCAGAGGCUCGUGGGCUACAACACUUGCCUUAACCGCACACCGUAUCAUCCGUCUAUACAUUGAGGCCUCACAUUUAAGUCCAAAACCAUGCUUGCAUGUAAUUUCAUAAUAUUGUUUGGAAAAAUGAAAUGUUUUUAUUAAAAACUUUAUAAAUUUGUUCUUGUUGUAACCUUACCCAACUUUCUUUCUAAUGUGCAUUUUUAUAUGUAUAUGCUUUAAAUUCCAACAUUAAAGACAAAAAAUCUCUGAAAAAUCGACUCGAAUCCUAAUCUAUGUAAUCAUUGCUUGAAAACAUUUAAAUCUGAACUGUAUGAUGACUGUUUAAUUGAAAUGUUUGGUUAUUUUAUGUGCUUGAAUAAAAUUAAAGAAUUUAAA
This is a messenger RNA of Saccostrea cuccullata (small rock oyster), 1241 nucleotides long. RefSeq lists its product as uncharacterized. Lineage: Eukaryota; Metazoa; Mollusca; Bivalvia; Ostreida; Ostreidae. The record is from RefSeq and is a predicted model, not a curated record. The transcript has 2 exons. The coding region runs from base 50 to 436 and encodes 128 amino acids.